AUGAAAACUUUAUGCAAGUGAUAGAACAAGAAAAUUAAGGAACAAACAAACAAACAAUUAAGAUAUCAAAUCAAACACAAUAUCAAUGGCUACCUCGUCGAAUCUCAACCCAGCAGCGUUUGCAUACACGGUGGUUUACGUAAAAGAUGUUGCCGAAUCUGUUGAUUUCUAUGCCAAAGCCUUUGGCUAUUCCGUUCGUCGCUUAGACGAAUCCCACAGAUGGGGAGAGUUGGAAAGUGGUCACACAACUAUUGCUUUCACUCCAAUCCACCAGCACGAGACCGAUGAUCUCACCGGUGUUGUCCAUGCCAAUAAAUCCAAACAAGAAAGACCACCGCUUGAGGUUUGUUUUGUUUACCCCGACGUUGAUGCUGCUUACAAGAGGGCGGUGGAGAACGGAGCGGUGGCAGUGAGUGAGCCGGAGAUGAAGGAGUGGGGACAAAAGGUUGGAUACGUGAGAGACAUUGAUGGCAUCGUGAUCAGAAUGGGAAGUCAUGUGAAGCCAGCAAAACUAGAUUAAUAAUGUUCAGGUCGACAUAGCAGCAACUGGCAUAAUAUGCUACUUAUGUUUAUGUAGUAAAAACCAUAACACCAUAUACUUUACUAAAAUAAAAUUAUCAACUGUAGACACACCAUAUGCUUUAAUUACAUGUAGUUU
Molecule: messenger RNA, 658 nt
Organism: Trifolium pratense (red clover)
Lineage: Eukaryota; Viridiplantae; Streptophyta; Magnoliopsida; Fabales; Fabaceae
Exons: 3
Coding region: 86-520 (144 amino acids)
Source: RefSeq, a predicted model, not a curated record